This is a messenger RNA of Microdochium trichocladiopsis, 585 nucleotides long. RefSeq lists its product as uncharacterized. Gene Ontology annotation, molecular function: DNA-binding transcription activator activity, RNA polymerase II-specific; transcription cis-regulatory region binding. The record is from RefSeq and is a predicted model, not a curated record. Gene Ontology annotation, cellular component: RNA polymerase II transcription regulator complex. Bases 1 to 585 code for a protein of 194 amino acids. NCBI's taxonomy places the organism in Eukaryota, Fungi, Ascomycota, Sordariomycetes, Xylariales, Microdochiaceae. The transcript has 3 exons.
AUGGACAACUCGCGCAACAACAGCACAAGCCAUCUUGCUCCUAGCCUACCAUUUUCCUACAUGUAUGGCGAGGCAGAGCACUAUCAUGACUCGCCCAGCACUUCCUCGUCCACGAGUCCUGUCGAUUCCGGGUACGACAUACAGUACAGCGGGUACUACGCUUCAGAAAACUUCAAUCCUUCUGCCGACACGGCGUCUGCGGAAAACCAAGAGAAUGCCCCAAAGGCAAAGCGGAAGCGAGAGAACCGAUACAAGAACGCUCCGCCGUCAGUCCUUUCGCGCCGUCGAGCUCAGAAUAGGGCCUCGCAACGAGCAUACAGAGAACGCAAGGACCAGCGCAUCAAGGAUCUCGAGGUGCUACUCAACGAGGCUCAGCAGAAGAACGACGUGCUCAGUCAGGCAUACGCCAACCUGCAAGCAGAGUAUGUCAAACUCAAAAGCGACCAGGAUACCACACUGCAAUACCAACAUGAGCCGCUUGCAUACGACCCGUCUGUCAGCCAGCCGAAUGCUGCCAUGAACCUCUAUAUGUUCUCAGAUACCGUAGAGUAUGCUCACGGCGCGGCGCCGGAUGGCUGGUCUUGA